AUGGAAGAAUCAAAUGAAAUGACGAUUGAGUUUCUCAGAGCAAGGUUGUUGUCGGAAAGAUCUGUCUCGAAAUCAGCCAAACAAAGAGCUGAUGAACUGGCAAAGAGGGUAACAGAACUCGAGGAGCAACUCAAAUUUGUGUCUCUUCAGAGAAAGAAAGCUGAAAAGGCAACCGAGGAUGUUGCAAUAUUGGAAAAUCAUGGAAUAAGCGACAUGUCCGAAAAUUUCGAUUCGUGUUCCGAAGAGGAGGAAAAUCUGCAUGACUUUGAGCUCCGUAAUGGCUCUCCAAUGACGAAAGUGACCUCAACCGAUACAAAACCAAGAAAAUUUGAAAAUGAGGCAUCUUCAAGCUCUGAAAUCGAGUCUUCCCCUUCAACAGGUAGGAGCUUGUCCUGGAGAAGUACUAAAGAUUCUCAGAAUUCUCUUGAAAAGAAGAAGUACAUAGACUCGGUCAGAAGAAGGGCUAGUUUUGCGUCAAAUAGUCCAUCUGCUAGAAGGGUUGGAAAAUCGUGUCGCAGAAUAAGGCACAGAGAAACAAGAUCAGCGCAAGAAUCACAAAAUAAUUGCACCCAGAAGUCUGAAUGCUCUGUCGAUGCUUCCGAUGGAUCGAACAGUGAGUUUGUUGUGUUAAGAGAAAGUCCCGAGUAUGAAAACAAGAAAAUUCCAUCGAAGAGCACCAAAUUGGAAAUGGAAAGCGCACUGCAACAUCAAGCACAACUCAUUGGGCGAUAUGAAGAGGAAGAGAGAGCUCAGAUAAAAUGGGAGGAGAAGUAUAGAGAGAAUAACUCUGGCACACAGGAUUCAGGUGAUCCCGGGACCCAUUCGGAUGUGACCGAGGAAAGGUACGAGAUGAAGUCUCCAGACCCACCAUCAAAGCCAGACUCAGUGACCAAAGAGUCUCCAACUUCCAAGAGUUCACCCGUUGAGAAUUGCAGCUCUGCAAUUAAAGCCUCUGAAUCCUCAGCUUCAGAAUUUUCAUUCCCAGCAUCGAAAGAGAAAAUUGAUGAGAGGGAUAUCCCAAGAAAAAAGCCCGAGGCACCUGAACAUAGUCUCCAACAACAUCCACCCGUGGGUCGUACGACAGCUCCUGAUCCUAACAGAAUCUCUCCACAGCUCGAGCUUGCAGUUUUGCCUCAAGGAGAUCAGUCGAAUAAUCUAAGCUCCGUCUUAGAAGCACUUGAGAAAGCAAAAUUGUCCCUGAAUGAGAAGCUCAAUAACAACUCAGUUGCACCACCACCACAGAGAACUCCCUACCCUAUGAUUGCCAAUAAAUCGGAUGAAAGCUUCCAAAUUCCAUUUCGAACCCCCGAACUUUUCAGAUUGCCAACUGAUUAUCAAUUUGAAACUGGUGCCGGGCCAAGCUUUUCUAACUAUCUUCCAAAUAAUUCAUUUCUUGAUUCUAGAAGUGCCUUUUACAAUGACUUACUUCUCACCACCCCAUAUAGACCUUUUAGUCAGGAGAUGAACCGGUCGGGUCAAAGUGAAGGUCAACAAAUAUCAUUGUCUAAUAGAACGAUCAAUCAUGAUCGCUAUACAAACCCUUCAUAUCCAUUUGUCCCGGAUAUCAUGCUACGUGUACCAUUGAAUGAUGAGGGGAUUUCAAGAGCAUUUCCGAGUAGCUCUUCAGAGAGUGGGUUGCCUUCAGUUAUGCGCAUAUCGUCUUAUGAUCAAGAUUUUCGGCCGAAUAUGUACAGUUAG
This is a messenger RNA of Striga hermonthica, 1698 nucleotides long. Lineage: Eukaryota; Viridiplantae; Streptophyta; Magnoliopsida; Lamiales; Orobanchaceae. The record is from the annotation of a GenBank genome assembly.